Molecule: messenger RNA, 315 nt
Organism: Linum trigynum
Lineage: Eukaryota; Viridiplantae; Streptophyta; Magnoliopsida; Malpighiales; Linaceae
Source: the annotation of a GenBank genome assembly
AUGCCACUUUCGCUUCUCCUAACUGUUGUCGUGGCCGACGACGAUCCGUCUGCCACUUACUGCAGCGACGACAAUUGCUUCGAGCAAACUACGGCCUCAGGAGACUCCGACAUCGAGACCAAACUCCAGCAUCCUGCUGACAAACCUCGGGUUUACGGUGCUGCUUUCUGCGAGAAGUCGCCACCGGAGUCCUGCAAGCACUGUCUCAGGGCGGCCAAGAAAGAGCUUCUUCACGGAUGUGACCACGCCGCUGGUGCUGAGUUCUACUCCGAGCUUUGUUACUUGAGAUUUGAGAUCUAUAACUUCCUUUCCUGA